AUGGAGGAGAAGACCCCGGCUCACCACGACGAAGAGCAGGUAAAAAUGAAUAACCACAUCGCACACGACGUCGACGAGAUCGAAAACGCCAAUGGUGAAGUCCUGCUCACAGUUGUCACCAACGCCAAGGGUGAAAAUACCUCUGGGCUUAAAUUGGCGAAGGAUGGACGUACUAUCCUCAUCCCCCAACCCACAGAUGACUCAAAUGAUCCUCUGAACUGGAGCUCCUUCAAGAAGCACAUCAUGCUCAUCUUAGUGUCCUUUGGUUCAUUUGCCGGCGAUUUUGGUGCCACAAGUGGGAUCCCAGCCAUUAUCUUGCAAUCCAAGCAAUGGGAUGUCACCCUCACCCAGGCCAAUGCACCUAAUAGCAUCAAUGCUUUGAUGUGUGGAGUCUCCGGCAUUAUCUGGAUGCCUCUCCUCAAUUCCUGGGGCAGAAUGCCAGUGCUCUUCUGGUCCGCGCUGCUAGGUCUAGGCUUCUCUGUCGGUGCCGUACUGGCACCGACUUAUAAGGUGCACUAUGCAAUGCGUGUCCUCCAGGGCGUCACACAGAGCACGGGCCAGACCAUUGGGCUAGCAUUCGUCAAGGAUUGCUUCUUUUUCCAUGAGCACGCCCGGAAGAUCGGAAUUUGGUAUGCUAUCUAUAUCACUUCGCCUUUUAUGGGCCCUCUCUUGGGUAACAUCAUCAUCGGCAAGACUGGUAACUGGCAUACCGUCUUCUGGUGCGUUUCUGCGUGGUCUUCGAUGUUGAUCUGUAUGAUCCUGGUGUUUGGGGAUGAAAGCUACUAUAAUCGUGCGGUGCCCGCUGAUCAACAACCUCCGCGCAAGCACGGCCAACUUCAGCGGCUUACACGUGUGUUUGGCACCUGGCAAUUGCGGCACCAUAAAGGAUACUUCUGCACGGUCUUAAGCUCCUACGUCCGCCUGGUCGCCGUCUUUCUGAAGCCUGUUAUUCCACUAACGAUGGUCUUCUAUGCCGCUAUUUUCAUGUGGUUUAUCGGUCUGACGCUGUCUUCGAGUAUCCUUCUAGGCACACCUCGCGAACUCGGCGGCUAUGGCCUAUCAGCUGCUACUGUUGGCUACGUUUUUUUCACCCCUAUAGCAGGCGUUAUCCUCGGUGAAAUCUUUGGUCACUGGUUUAACGACUAUAUUGCAGCACGCUAUACGCGCCGUCAUAACGGUCUGUUUGUCCCCGAGGUUCGACUUUGGACUACGUUCCUAGGCUUAGCGCUUAUCGUGCCCGGCCUUGUCCUCGUAGGUCAGACUCUCGAACACAGACUCAACGUCGCAGGACUCGUGUUCGGCUGGGGGAUAACCUGCUUCGGUGUCAUGAUAACCUCAGUAGCAACCGUAGCAUUUGUGCUAGAUUGCUACCCCACGGCUUCCGGAGAGGUCUCUGCUCUCAUCAACAUGGCACGUGUAUCUGCUGGCUUCUCCUGCGGGUACUUCGAACCAGAUUGGACGGCUAAACAAGGGUACGGACUGGCAUUCGGUCUGCAAGCGGUCGUCGUGGUUUCCGUUUUCGUCCUUGCUAUUAUCGUCCAAAGAUUUGGUCCUAGACUACGCGCGUGGGCUGGCCAUGUGGUGCCUCUUAACUAUUGA
Molecule: messenger RNA, 1599 nt
Organism: Exophiala aquamarina CBS 119918
Lineage: Eukaryota; Fungi; Ascomycota; Eurotiomycetes; Chaetothyriales; Herpotrichiellaceae
Exons: 3
Coding region: 1-1599 (532 amino acids)
Biological process (GO): transmembrane transport
Molecular function (GO): transmembrane transporter activity
Source: RefSeq, a predicted model, not a curated record